Messenger RNA from Gymnogyps californianus (California condor), 3314 nucleotides. RefSeq names its product GDNF-inducible zinc finger protein 1-like. Lineage: Eukaryota; Metazoa; Chordata; Aves; Accipitriformes; Cathartidae. The record is from RefSeq and is a predicted model, not a curated record. Gene Ontology annotation, biological process: regulation of immune system process; regulation of cytokine production; negative regulation of transcription by RNA polymerase II. Gene Ontology annotation, molecular function: protein binding. Bases 74 to 2971 code for a protein of 965 amino acids. The transcript has 7 exons.
UAUUGCUCCCAAUUCAACGUCGUGUUGGUCCUACAGGCUCCAGACAAGCAUCUGCAGGCUUUGCUGCAGCAGGAUGGAGAAAAAGAAAAUUCUAAUGAAAUCCAAGGUUGCUGCUCCUAACCUCCUGAGGGCACUGCAUUCUCUCUACCAGUUCGGUCACCUCUGUGACGUGACGGUUCACACACAACAUCUCGGAAUUCAAGAGGAGUUUCUGGUUCACAAAGCUGUCCUGGCAGCUUCCAGCAAUUAUUUCAAGGGGCUGUUCCUGCAUGAUGAGAUGCUGGACACCAAGAAUUGCACAGUGACUCUGCAAGACAUUUACACGGAAGAGUUCACCUCCUUCCUGGAGUUUGUUUACACUGCAGAAGUGGAGAUUGAAGCGGAAAAACUGCAACGGAUGAAAGAAAUAGCCGAAAGACUUGAAUGCAAGGAUUUGCUUGACAUUUGUGAAGAAGUGAAAGCAGAGGGCAGGAAGGGGUUAGAUCUGAGCCUCCAUCUGAAAGGUCAGCUGGGUGAAAAUGGCGGGCCACAGUGGGCUCGCAUCCAGCAAGAGGAGGACCGCAAACUGAGUAACUCUUCCCAAGUAGUGGCGAUACCCAUGCAGAGGAAACUUUGGGAUAGGCAAAAACAUAAAAAGUUGCUGGCUGGCUACGAACUCGUUGAAGGCCAACCGGCAAGCCUGGAGCAAGAGGACAUUGCUUUUCCAGACCCAAAAUCCAGGACAGCAAAGCUACCGAAAUGUAACAAGACAGAUAGCAGAAACAGACUCGGCGUGGAUAUCGUUAGUCUGGAAAACGAGAAUAGUCAUUCUCUCCGAAGUCAGACUGAGUCAAAGGAAGCCUGCGUAGUAAUUAGGAACACUUUGCCUGAGCAGUGGGAAGAUGAAAACAGUUUAAUUUCCAAAUUUGCCAGUAAAACGGAACGUAGGAAAUCACCGCGGCACGUGGCAAAAGUCUUGCCGCAGAUGGCGUGCGAGAAGUGCAACGAAUCGUUCCGUGUUAUCAAGCAGUACCAGUCGCACAUGGAGCUCAAGCAUGACGUUAAUCUGGCUGUCAAGUACAGCUGCAACGCAUGUGAGCAGCUCUUCUCCACUCACCAGAACCUCCGGCAGCACCGCCUCACCGUUCAUAGUGAUGAGCGGGGCUUCUCCUGCGUGUUUUGCGACAAGAGGUUUAAGCGCCAGAAGGACAUAAACGACCACAUCCGCAGGGUGCAUGAGAAGAAGCGGGAUCCCCAGGCCUGCCCGUACUGCGACAAGGUCAUCAGUUCCAAGUGCGGCCUGACAGUCCACAUACGAACGCACACCGGGGAGAAACCUUAUAAAUGCGAACGCUGCCCCGCCAGCUUUGCUCAGAGGUCUGCUUACAAUACUCACGUAAGAAAAAUCCAUGAGUCUGGGCAAGAGAGGAAACUCAUGCCUGUCUACUGGAUGGUAGUUCCGCCUGCGCAUAGACCAAACGCAACAAGCUGUGACAAAGAUCCUGACAGAGCGACGUGGGAUGGGACAUCGGAGGCUGAACGACGGAAGCGUGCGGGGCACGAAGAGGCCACAAGUCGUGAGGAAGAACCCGGGGGUUCAUCUGUUACCGAAGCAGACUGUAGCAAUGAGCAAGAAGAACGGAAGCGGAAAUAUAAGGAAGCUGAAGCAAGAAGUGAAAAAAUGAGCGAAGAAGGGAAUGAAGAUGAAGGUGAAAUGAGUGUGAAGGGCGAGGAGGAGGUAGAUUACGAAGCGGGGUAUUCAGAAGUUGAAGAUAGUAGGGAUACUGAGGAGGACGAUGAGGAUGAUGAAUACUCUAAUGAGAAGGAUGGUGAAGAACAUGAAUCAGAUGAAGAGUUUAAAAUAAAGAAGGUAAAUAGAAGCGGGGUGAAUAAGAAAUCUGCCUAUGUAAUAAGAUGCGAUAAGUGUAAUGAGCAGUUUGUUUCCCGGAAAAAGUAUGUGGAUCACUGCAGAGACGUCCAUCAGUGCUUGCCUGGUAAAGUCUAUCAAUGUGACAUCUGCAGCAAGUCGUUUGCUAGUUACAACAGCUGGAAGGAGCAUCGAGCGUGUGUCCACACUGAAGAAAGGCAGUUUGCCUGCACCCUUUGCAAUGCUACUUUUAAAAGAAAGAGAGAUGUGAGGACACAUUAUAUGCGGAAGCAUGAAGGUAGAGUCAAACGCCCUCUCUGCUCCGUCUGCGGGAAGAUCCUCAGCUCCCGAACGGCACUAGUGUUUCAUAUGCGGACGCAUACGGGAGAAAAACCUUACGAAUGUGGCAUUUGUCAUUCAAAAUUUGCUCAGCCAUCACAACUUAAGAUCCAUACCAGGUCCCAUACAGGGGAGAAGCCAUAUAUUUGCGAGGACUGUGGGGCUUGCUUUGCUGAUAAAGGCAAACUCACUGGCCACAAAAGGACCCACACAGGAGAGCGCCUUUUUAAAUGCGAUGUGUGCGGAAAACAUUUUGCCACCAACGAAUACUUAAAAUGCCAUAAACGGUGCCACAUGGGUGCGAAGCCCUACAAGUGCGAGGUUUGCGGGAAGACGUUUGGACUGAGAGCCUCGCUCGCCCAGCACAGUAACGUCCAUGCAGAGACCCGUCCGUACUUCUGCGAACAGUGCGGGAAGACGUUCACCCAACAGGGCGCUCUCCGGCGCCACCAGCGCAUUCACACCGGGGAAAAGCCGUACAAGUGCCGAGCUUGCGAGAGAACCUUCACGGACAUGUCCACCUUGCGCAGACACGUGUCGAUUCAUGACCGGAAUGCUCACUGGAGGAGUUUCUUAAUAGAUCUUACAACCAAAAAAGACCAUAAUUGGUCCAAAAUAGAAACGUUCUCGGAAGCCUGUAUGGGUGAAGACUCUGCGCCGGAAAUUUGGUCGGUUGACCAAGGUAAACUUUAUAAACCAGAAAGCAUUGUUCUUAAAAAAGUAGAACAUGUGCCAUCUAGCGUUAGUAACGCGGAAGACGCCGAUCGCUCCCUUUUAUACUUAUAACGACAGUUAUCGCCGGAAAACUGUGCGGUCACUCCGGGUCGUAAUAGGCCAAAUUAGCUCAAGCGUUCGUUGCGGCCGCCUCGUUCGGGGCGGCGGCGGCUUUAUGCGGGGGAGCCGGAGUUACGGACGUCACAGCCAGGGAAAGGGGGCCCUAACGCUGCUUAAAAGUAGCGGUGCCAGUUAGGUUUAUUUUUUUUUUUUAAGAUCCGUACGCAGUUCUGUUUUUCACAGAGUCCGGGAGAACCUCUGGUGGUGAAAGCGUGGAGAGGUCUGUGCGUGCGUAGGGUGCGGUGCCGUCGCUGUGAAUUACUGCUUUGGUUUUUAAUAAAGAUCCCGUAGCCGA